CGUUCCUCCGCUCACCAUCGCUCAGGCCUAUCCACCGAGAAGAGGGCCUCUGACUACUGGAUUGCUCCUCAUGGAGACUCCUCACUCUGGUGAAGAUGGGGUGCUAGCAUGGUGCAACAGCAUUCGCCUCAGUAUGGCACAGGAUCGCGGAAGGCAGUUUCUCGGCGAGCAGGUACAGAAUACCGUGGAGUAUCUCGACAGCUACUUGGACAAUGUUCGAUCUGGGUCGAAGAUUGAAAGUGUUGCGGACCUACUCAAGACGCCGGGGAGGAAGAGGACUGCUCCUUCCAAGGUGCGAGUAGGAACAACUGGCACGAUGAAGAUGAAGCCAAUGUUAGGGGUGGAUGUCAAGCAGGAGAAUGGGCCUGAACAAGAGAAACAACCCUCGAUUAACGGCUUCCACCGGGCGUUGCUCCAAGCAAAGGCAGAGGAAGAUGAUCCCGUCGAAGUAUUUGAUGACCUCAAACUCUCAGGAACCACGCAGAUUGCAAAGCUGCUGAACAUGUCUGCGCCGAAACGCAGCUUUGAUUCUCUCGAUCCAGUAGCACCAAUGUCUACUUCGCUGUCAAAUCCCUCGAUUACUAGUCCUUCAGAUCAAGGACUGAUUUCUUCUACCAUCUCAGCCUACGCAUUGCACUCCGACGCCAUUAACAAGGAGUUAUCGGUGAUCGCAGAGGAUGACGAGUCCGCCGAGCGCAGUCGCGCAUCUCUACCCGCCCCGAUAUCUCGUCCUCACGAUUCACCACCGGAACAAGACACACACCACGACGAAGAUGACGCGGCAGAUAUGGAUCUUGACGAGGUGGUGCGCAGCGACAUCACCAUCACCUCCUCACACACCUUUAACUCCAUACCGCUCGAUUCUCCCCGCGGUCCGUCCACACUUCGACCCUCCACGUCUGCGCCGCCAAAUUAUCUCUUGGAAGAUUAUUACACGGAGCCUCUACCGCGCGUCGAUCGCGAGCCGCUCCCACAAGACGAGACGCAUGCUUUUACCGCACCGCUUCCCACCAUUCUACGACCUGCAAAGGAUCAGCACGCCAACGAGCUCGCCGCUCCCGCUCGAGACGGUCUGCCUACGGCUCAUUCUGCACCAGUACUGUCACGCAAGCCAAGCCUCUCACAAAUCGGUUUGCCUGCGCCGUUGCCGCCGCACAAGUCGACUCGGCUCACGCACGAAUCAUCGACGAGUGCUGCGCUUGGGCCAAUGCCCUCAAUUGGCAGCAAGCGCGGCUCGUGGCUCGUCAGGGCACGGGAGGUGAAAGCGGCAGAGAUGACGGGGAAGCGGAUGAGCAACGCGCUUGGAUCGGGAUCGGGCGCUGACGUUGCUCGGCCGUUCGCAAUCGGCACAAAGAGGAAGAGUGGGGAGAUGCUUAGUGCCGGUACGUCGGAUGGGCCAUCAACGGCCUCUGGUGCGGAAGCAGGACCAAGCAGUCGGGCUACAGAGGACGACGAGAGGCUGCAGAAAGUGGCCAAGGUUGCCAAAGACGAUGGCGAUAGCUUCUUGCACAAGCAGAAGGUAACAAGUAUGAUGUCUGAAGGCCAUCCGACACUACAGAAGGCAGCCUCAGCACCUACGGAAGAACCUCACCCAUCCCCGCGACCGACCCGCGCGCCGUCCACCCCUCCCCGACAGUCCCCCCUCAUCUUUGCUCACAAGCCUUCAGAAGACUUCACCGUCCCGCUGCGUGCCUCAGACGAUGACGACGAAGUGCUGCACCAGCUCCGCCGCAAAGUGGAAGGCCUUGGCGCCCGCUCUGGCAAGAGCAUGGGCAAGUCUCUGGGCGGCAAUGCAGCUGCGGCGCUCGCACAGGCCCGCGCGGACGCAGAAGCGCGCGUCGCUGAGAGGAACAAAGUCAAGGGUAGCGAUGAUGAUGCGGAGGAGCCGUCGACGCCGAACGAGCUAAAUGCUCCUCAAGAAGCUGCAGCGCCUGCUCCGGUUAUUGUCGAGGCGCCUUCGGCUCCAUCGAACGGAUCGCGCUCGGAGGAUAAUGACAGAAGCCUGAGUGUGUCUGCUUUGACGACCUCGAAGGAGAAGGAAAAGAAGACUACCUUGGAGAACGCGACUGCACCACCAUCAACGGCUCCUCCUGUGGACUCAACGAAGCCUGUUGCAGCACAACCAGCAAAUGCAAGUACGUCCACGACGCCGCCCAGCACACCCCCGCAUAUCUCUGUCCCCGUGGCACAUCAGGCCCCACCUCCAGUGUUCAGCAAGCCGCCGAUCGUCUUCACUGCUCCUUCCGCGGCAUCGUCGAAGCCUCCGCACCCACGCACAGCCACAAAUGCUGGUCCAGCCAGCGAGUUCUCCUUCAAGCCACCUACGGCGCAUCCUUUCUUCCUGCCGCCCCCGAAGGUAGGCAGUGGGCCCGCCCCUUCCAAGCAAUUGGAACAUGAACCGCCCGCGCUCUCGGCACAGUCCAGCAAGGCAAGUGUGCUCUCCGACGCGAUCUUCGACAAGGCAGACAACAUCCCCGCGUGGAUGCCCGCGACGCAGGACACCGAGUACUCCACAGCGCUGACGCACCUUAAUGACCUCGAGGACGACGACAGCUGGCGUAUUGACGAGCAGCUUGCGCCGAACGAAGUGUGGACGCCGUUCACGUUCCCGCCCGGGGACAAGGAUGACACGUGGAGCACGAUGACGACAAAAAGCACUAGCCAGAAGGGCGGUGACACGGGUCCAGUCACGCAGAAUUUCACCAGGACGUUCCUCUUCAAGGACGAGGGUGUGCAGGAGGGCAGUGGUCCGAGUAAGCAGCAUGUCGAGCCCAUGACGGCGCCUCCCGUUCCUGUCGACACUGGUGCGAGACCUGUGCGGGAGGAGAAAGACACAGCCGUUGCCGAUGUAGCUAUGGAGGCCGAUCCGUUUGACAUUGAAGGUGCUGAAGAGGCUGACAGUGAGCCGAAGGAAGACAUCCCGGCUAGCCAGCCAAUCGCUGGCCCCACUAAGCCCAAAGCUGUUCCGAACAGGCCUCGGAGCCAGAGUCAACAAUCACUCGCAUCGACGGCAUCGUCGUCUCAGACACAGCUGGGCUUCUUUGGUCACGCAUCGAAGCUGGUCAGCAGUGUGCUGGGCGGUAGCAAGAAGGGCAAAGCGGAGCCGCUCAAGAGUCUUCAGCUCGCCGCACAGGCCGCCAAGAAGCAACAAGAGGAAGACGAUAAGAAGGCUACAAGGUUAAAGGAAAUGGAGACUCGCCGUCUGCAGGUGCAGCAGAAAAAGGCAGAGGAAGAUAAAGCACGGGCCUUAGAGGAAGAAAGGCGAUUCAAGGAGGAAACAGAGAGACGCAAGAGGGAACGUGAAGAGCACACUGAAAAGCGGCCCCUCAAAGGCUUCAUCAGAAAGGGUGAUGAAGACAACACGAAGAAACGCAAAUUUGUCGCCGACAAUGAGAAGAAGCCUGAGGCCAAGAAGCCACCGUCGAAAGAUAAGAAGGAUGCCAUUCCGUUACCACGCGUUGUUGCGAAGCCUGGGACCAGCAGUGCCCCAGGUUCAGCGAUGAAGAUAGGACCUCCGCCGAAAUCGGCGUUGAAGCAGCCUAGUGCCCCAGUGAAACACACAGGAGGCACUGCGGCGGCUACCUCCUCAAAGCAAGACGGCCCGCACAAGGCGGCUCCUGCCACUGAUGCUAAAAUUUUAAAGACGAUCAAAUCAACUCCGUCAUCCAGCAGUCUUAAGCAACCCUCGGCGACGACCUCGACAGCGAAGGCCAAGGUCAGAGCGCCGAACAAAGAUGAGGAUGAGCGGCAGCCCACACAGAGCCAGGCGUCCAACCGUGCAAAGGCUCCGAUGCAGACCCCACAGCGUCCCCCGCCGCCCGUUGCGAGCGAGAGUAUCGAGCUGCCGGACAUCAACAGCGAGUACUCAGACUCGGAAGACGAAGACCGCCCGCGGUCGUUCGAGCGACCCGAGUGGGCGCAGUCACCCGAGCUGCGCCAGGCACUCCAACAGCAAAGCACGAUGAACCCGGAUGACAUCUUCGGAGCCAUUGAACCACUACGCAUGGAGGACAUUUUCCGCACACGCCAGAGCCGCUUCAGAGCGCGCACGAGCUCGGCGAACUGGACUGGCACGGACCAGCUCACGCAGGAAGAGGAGCGCGAUUAUGCGCGCAGGAUGGGAUUCAGGUAGGCGGGGCUCGCGAAGGUAUAGUCUCGUUUUCUAUCUACAAUAUAAGGCAUAGAAUCC
Molecule: messenger RNA, 4189 nt
Organism: Laetiporus sulphureus 93-53
Lineage: Eukaryota; Fungi; Basidiomycota; Agaricomycetes; Polyporales; Laetiporaceae
Exons: 6
Coding region: 71-4132 (1353 amino acids)
Source: RefSeq, a predicted model, not a curated record